GAGCUGGCACUGAAGUCUUUGGGAAGUGAGGGGCUGUUUCUCUUUUCUUCUCUGGACACGAACAACGAUCUGUACCUCAGUCCAGAAGAGUUCAAGCCGAUAGCUGAGAAGCUGACGGGGGUUGCUCCCAUCUCAGAAUUGGAAGAGGAGGAGACGCCUGAUCCAAGCGGGGAGACCUUGUCUGUUGUGGCUAAAUUCCAGCCUUUGGUCAUGGAAACGAUGACGAAGAGCAAAGACGGUUUCUUGGGAAUUUCUCACGUCGCUCUGUCUGGGCUGAGGAAUUGGACUGCCCCAGCAGCCCCUAUGAGCGUGAUGCUUGCCAGACAGUUUAAAGCCUUUCUUCCUCCAAAGAAUAAACUGGAUCUUGGGGAUCCGUGGUGGAUAAUUCCUAGUGAAUUGAACAUCUUCACUGGGUAUCUUUCCAACAACAGAUUUUACCCUCCGCCUCCCAAGGGCAAAGAGAUCAUAAUCCACAGGCUUUUGAGCAUGUUCCACCCACGCCCCUUCGUCAAAACGCGCUUUGCUCCCCAAGGAGCUGUGGCCUGCAUCCAAGCCAUCAGCACCUUCUACUACACCAUAGCAUUCAGGAUCCAUGCUGAGUUCCAGCUGAAUGAGCCACCAGACUUCCCCUUCUGGUUUUCCCCAGGCCAGUUCACAGGUCACAUCAUCCUCUCCAAGGAUUCUUCCCAUGUCCGAGAGUUUAAGCUCUUUGUCCCUAACAACAGGUCUCUGAACGUUGAUAUGGAGUGGCUGUAUGGGGCGAGUGAAAGCAGCAACAUGGAAGUGGAUAUUGGUUACCUGCCUCAGAUGGAGCUGGAAUCGACAGGCCCUUCAAUCCCCUCUGUGAUCCAUGACGAGAACGGAAAUGUGAUUGACAGCAGGGAUCCCUCAGGGGAGCCCAUUCAGUUUGUGUUCGAAGAGAUAACCUGGCAGCAGGAAAUCCCCUGGGAAGAGGCAGCCCAGAAGCUGGAAGUGGCCAUGUAUCCAUUUAAGAAGGUCUCCUAUCUUCCCUUCACAGAAGCUUUUGAGAGAGCAAAAGCAGAAAAGAAGCUGGUGCACUCGAUCCUGCUGUGGGGUGCCCUGGAUGACCAAUCCUGCUUCAUUAGCAGCUGGUCGCUGGUGAAGGAGCUGGAAGAACUGCAGAGCAACAGAGAGAAUGAGUUCUACAGCAAGCUGGCUGACCUGCACCUGGAGAAAUACAACUUCCCCGUGGAGAUGAUCAUCUGCCUCCCCAACGGCACGGUG
Leptosomus discolor (cuckoo roller) is the source of this 1245-nucleotide messenger RNA. The record is from RefSeq and is a predicted model, not a curated record. NCBI's taxonomy places the organism in Eukaryota, Metazoa, Chordata, Aves, Leptosomiformes, Leptosomidae.